Ruditapes philippinarum (Manila clam) is the source of this 461-nucleotide messenger RNA. RefSeq names its product splicing factor U2AF 65 kDa subunit-like. NCBI's taxonomy places the organism in Eukaryota, Metazoa, Mollusca, Bivalvia, Venerida, Veneridae. The transcript is spliced from 3 exons. The record is from RefSeq and is a predicted model, not a curated record. The coding region runs from base 113 to 418 and encodes 101 amino acids.
GCUUUAUCGCUUCAUGAUUGACCAGUCGAACUCGGCCAGAUAUAAUUUACGAAACCAGUCCAGAGCGUCGUGUUGAGACUCCAUUGUUGUUAGCGAGAAAAUAAACUUAAAAAUGGCUGAUUUCGAGGAAUUUGACAGAGAAAUGGCUCAAGUGAAAGAGGAGAGAGAUAAAGAUAGACCUAGAAGGUCAAGGUCAGGGUCUGCUUCAAGGUCAAGGACUAAAAGGUCAAGAAGUAGGGACAGAAAGAGGAGGUCAAGGUCACGUGAGAGGGGAGAAAGAGCAAACAGAAAACAUAGGUCUAGAAGUCGCUCAAGGGAAAGAACUACAAGAAAAAAGAAACCCUACAAAUAUUGGGAUGUCCCUCCACCGGGAUUUGAGCACAUGACCCCAAUGCAGUACAAAGCAUUACAAGGUUAGUAUGAUGGUCUGUGACCCAAGGUAUUUUAUCUCUAAAUAAAUU